Messenger RNA from Asparagus officinalis (garden asparagus), 1362 nucleotides. RefSeq lists its product as uncharacterized. The coding region runs from base 548 to 1174 and encodes 208 amino acids. Lineage: Eukaryota; Viridiplantae; Streptophyta; Magnoliopsida; Asparagales; Asparagaceae. The record is from RefSeq and is a predicted model, not a curated record. The transcript is spliced from 5 exons.
AUAAACACCACACGUUUUUCCUUUGAGGAUGAUCCAUUUAUAUUUCCAGAACAAGCAUUUCAAGUAUACUACUCGAAGUGCUUGAGGCAUUCGGGGUGGAGUGUUGUAUGUCGAUGGAGGCCCAGGGAUACUUACGACGUCCCACAAUUCAUAGAUUCGGAGGUCGUAGAGAUCAAUGAUGACGAAGAAUUUGAGCAGGGAGAGGUUGUAUGUCAAGAUAAAUCUCCUGAAUCUGAUAAAAUUUCAUGGGUUAGGAAUGAUUUGAAUAGUGAAAUACUUGUAGAUAUUCCUGAAGCAGAGAGAGAGGGUCCGGUAUAAUAGGUGUCAGGUAAAACAAGAGUGUUUUGAGGUAUGGAAAAAUACUCCCGAAGCAGAGAGAGAGGCUCUCUGGACUACUCAGGCAUUUUCUUGGAUUGAUAGAGACUCAUGGGCUAAUUUGUGCGCUUAUUAUGAUUCAGAGGACAAGAAGGACGAGGCAAGACGUAAAGCGCAGAAUCAGACGUCGAAUUUGCAUGGUCGACCAACCUAUACAGGUGGCUCGAGGAACAUGUCUCGGGCUAUGGAUCGAUUGAAAAGUCAAAUCAUUGAGGAUGGUGGCACACCUACAAUGUUGAAGCUAUAUUUGGGUACCCACUCGUCAUCAGUAGAUAAGAUUACUGGAGAGUAUACAUACCCGGACAACAGCACUAAGGAGUAUUGCAAUCGAGUCAUCCAGGAGGCAACCUUAUCAGGGGUCGAUUCAGCCACAGAGGACGAUGCACUUUGUUUCACCCAGAUAUUAGAUUCCAUGCACGGAGAGCAUCACGGUGGUUAUGAAAAAGCCACGGGCAUUGGUGCCACUCGGACUUACUUGAGGGUGUCCUCCAUACCAAAAAUUGGCACUUCUAAUCAGGAGCUAUGUCGCGAGGUGGCUGAUCUUAGAGCUCGGGUAGCUGAGAUGGAUAGUCUCAGGGAGCAGCUUAGGGAGGAGCUUAGGGAGGAGUUUAGGUCUCAGAUGCAGUUGAUUACUAACAAUAUGGUUACUUCUCAGGUCGCUCGUCCUGCUCCCACUCGUAGUGAUCCACCAGCUUUUACUCGUCCGGCUUCAAUUCCUCAGCCCGCUACCGAUAUACCACAUUCUGCUCGUCCUGCUUCAACCGUUAACACUUCUACUUCCAGUGCUCAAGGUCUGUAACAUGAGAAUAUUGCUAGGAUAUUUGCAGACUUAAGACGUUCGGGCUUGUCCCAAGAGGAUAUUCUUCGAGGAAUUUCUUCUGUUCCUUGACUGGAUGGAUCAGGCCGCUCCUAUCUUAUAUUUUGAUGUAUGAGACAUUUUGGAUAUUAGAGACAAAUAUAUAACAUUGAAUGCUUUUCAUUGUGAGA